Molecule: messenger RNA, 2265 nt
Organism: Candoia aspera
Lineage: Eukaryota; Metazoa; Chordata; Lepidosauria; Squamata; Candoiidae
Gene: TAF6
Product: TATA-box binding protein associated factor 6
Exons: 14
Coding region: 1-2043 (680 amino acids)
Biological process (GO): transcription initiation at RNA polymerase II promoter; RNA polymerase II preinitiation complex assembly
Cellular component (GO): SLIK (SAGA-like) complex; transcription factor TFIID complex; SAGA complex
Molecular function (GO): protein heterodimerization activity; RNA polymerase II general transcription initiation factor activity; transcription coactivator activity
Source: RefSeq, a predicted model, not a curated record
AUGGCGGAGGAGAAGAAGCCGAAGCUCGGCAGUGCGCAGCUGCCCACUGAGUCCAUGAAGGUGAUGGCCGAGUCGGUGGGCAUCGGGCAGGUGCCCGAGGAGACGUGCCAGCUGCUGGCGGACGAGGUCAGCUACCGCAUCAAAGAGAUCGCGCAGGACGCGCUGAAGUUCAUGCGGAUGGGCAAGCGGCAGCUCCUGACGAUGGGCGACGUCGAUCUGGCCCUCAAGCUGAAGAACGUGGAGCCGCUCUACGGGUUCCACACCCAGGAGUUCAUCCCGUUCCGCUACGCCAGCGGGGGCGGCCGCGAACUCUACUUCUACGAAGAGAAGGAGAUGGACCUGAGCGACAUCAUCAACACGCCCUUGCCCCGCGUCCCCCUCGACGUCUGCCUCAAGGCACACUGGCUGAGCAUUGAGGGAGUUCAACCUGCGAUCCCAGAAAAUCCACCCCCUGCCCCCAAGGAGCAGCAGAAAGCCGAGGCUACCGAGCCUCUGAAGGCAAGCAAGCCUGGCCAGGAGGAAGAUGGUGCCCUCAAGGGCAAAGGACAGAGCGCCACCCCACCUGAUGGCAAAGGCAAAGAGAAGAAGGGGCCCCUCCUGGAAGCAGCCCCACUGAAGCUGAAGCCGCGCAGCAUCCACGAGCUCUCCGUGGAGCAGCAGCUGUACUACAAGGAGAUCACCGAGGCCUGCGUGGGGUCCUGCGAGGCGAAGCGAGCGGAAGCCCUCCAGAGCAUUGCCACGGACCCUGGCUUGUACCAGAUGUUGCCCCGAUUCAGCACAUUCAUCUCGGAAGGGGUGCGGGUCAAUGUGGUGCAGAACAAUCUGGCUCUUCUGAUCUACCUCAUGCGGAUGGUCAAGGCCCUGAUGGACAACCCAACACUGUAUUUGGAGAAAUACCUGCACGAGAUCAUCCCGGCAGUCAUGACCUGCAUUGUCAGCCGCCAGCUCUGCCUCAGGCCAGAUGUUGACAACCACUGGGCCCUGCGGGAUUUUGCUGCUCGCCUCAUUGCCCAAAUCUGCAAGAAUUUCAGCACCACCACCAACAACAUCCAGUCACGGAUCACCAAAACCUUUACCAAGAGCUGGGUGGACGAGAAAACGCCCUGGACCACGCGGUACGGAUCCAUUGCUGGCUUGGCGGAGUUGGGGCCUGACGUGAUCAAGACGCUCAUCCUGCCGCGGCUGCAGGUGGAGGGGGAGCGUGUCCGCACGGUCCUGGAGGGCCCUGUGGUCAGCAAUAUUGACAAGAUCGGGGCUGACCAUGUCCAGAGUCUCCUGCUGAAGCAUUGCGCUCCAGUCCUGGCCAAGCUCCGUCCCCCGCCAGACAACCAAGAGGCCUAUCGAGCAGAGUAUGGCGCCCUGGGUCCCCUCCUCUGCACCAAUGUUGUGAAGGCACGGGCCCAGGCAGCCGUGCAGGCUCAGCAGGUGAAUCGCACCACACUGACCAUCACCCAGCCCCGUCCAACACUGACGCUCUCCCAGGCAGCCCAGGGAGGCAGCAGCACCACCCGGGCACCCAGCAUCAUCAAGAUGCCCGGCUCCAUCACCCUCCCGGUGCAGACCCUUGUCUCGACCCGGCCAGCCACCCCAACGCAGCCUUCGCCUCCACCCACCAAGUUCAUUGUUAUGUCCUCUGCCUCUGGCACUUCCACCUCCCAGCAGGUGAUCACACUCAGCGGUGGCCCUGCCAGCACCUCCACUUCCCCCGUCACCAGCACAGUGCCCAGCACGCAACCCCUUGUGAAGUUGGUUUCUGGAGGGCAGGCAGCCCCCAGCCCCCCCAUCUCAGGCAGCGUCCAGAAGUACAUUGUGGUUUCUCUGCCGCCUGCCACAGAAGGCAAAGGGGGGGGCUCCCAACUCUCCCCCUCCUCCUCUGCUCCACCCAGCCUGGCACUCUCCAGUGGAAGCCUCAAGCAGGAACGCAGCAACAGCCCCCAGCUGCCAGGCAGUGCCAGCAGCACCACCAGUGCCACCGCCUUCCUCACCAAAGCCAGUAAUGGGGGACAGGGCCUGGUGCCCGAGUCUCCACAGCCCCCCAUAUAGAAUUCACACUCUGCCAUCUAUGGGGUGGGCUGGUGAUAGUCUGGUGUUCCAUUCCCCUGUCCCACCCCUCAGGGCUCUAGGAGGAUGACUCCACGGACCAAGCUUGCGCCCCAUUCAGGACUUACCCUUCGUCCUGCCUGCCAAUUUGAUAUUAGAGAGAAUUGGGGCAAUGGGGUUCCCAAUUGCAUGAGUACUCCCUCCAGUGCCUUUGAUAAAAUACUU